This is a messenger RNA of Arabidopsis arenosa, 1604 nucleotides long. The record is from the annotation of a GenBank genome assembly. NCBI's taxonomy places the organism in Eukaryota, Viridiplantae, Streptophyta, Magnoliopsida, Brassicales, Brassicaceae.
GUUUGAUUAUCCUUCUAAUUCGUGUAAAAAGCCAGUACAAGGUUUCAGCUUCUUCCCCCUUUGUUCUAGGGUUUUGAUUUGAUUUUGGGUUGGAAUGAGUAGUCCGUUCAGUGAAGAGAUACUGAUUGAUAAGCUCGCCAAGCUCAACAGCACUCAGCAAUCCAUCCAAACUCUGUCACAGUGGUGUAUAGUCCAUCGUAGUGAAGCUGAGUUGGUUGUUAGGACAUGGGAGAGACAGUUUCACAGUACAGAGAUUGCUCAGAAAGUGCCUCUCUUGUACCUUGCUAACGACAUUCUUCAGAACAGCAAGCGUCAGGGUAAUGAGUUUGUGCAAGAGUUCUGGAAAGUUCUCCCUGGUGCUCUCAAAGAUCUUGUUUCCUUGGGAGAUGACUAUGGAAAAGGCGUUGUUUCACGAUUGGUUAAUAUAUGGGAAGAGAGAAGAGUCUUUGGGUCCCGUUCAAAGAGUCUUAAAGAUGUAAUGCUCUCAGAAGAAGCUCCUCCACCACUUGAUGUCAGUAAAAAGCGAUUACGGGGAUCUAAAUCUGCGAAACGAGAUUCAAAAUCUGCCAAGAUGAAAUUAACGAAUGGAGGUGUGACCGAGAAGAUAGUAUCUGCAUUCAAUUUGGUUCGUGCAGAGAACUCAAAUGAAGAGACAGAGAUGAACAAAUGCAAGUCUGCCGUUAGAAGUAUUAGAAAGAUGGAGAAAGAUGUUGAAGAUGCCUGCUCCACUGCAAAAGACCCGAGGAGAAAAUCAUUGGCAAAAGAACUGGAAGAAGAAGAAAACAUUCUGAGACAAUCUGUUGAGAAACUUAAAUCUGUUGAAGAAAGUAGGACAUCUCUCGUAAAUCAUCUGAGGGAAGCCCUACGCGAACAGGAAUCUGAAUUGGAGAAUCUUCAAUCUCAGAUACAGGUAGCACAAGAACAAACUGAAGAAGCCCAAAGCAUGCAGAAACGGCUCAAUAACGAAACACCGGUUAACAAUAACAACGGAACAUCUGGUCAAUCAGCGAAAAUCACUCCUGCCUCAAUCGCUGCCAUGGCUGAAAUGCUAACUUCAUCAACAAAUUCAUCAAUGAUUAUGCAUUCUGUCUUGUCUUCAUUUGCAGCCGAAUCUACACAGACUUCUGGUCUAUCCAAAUCAAACAGCUCAGACUCAAAUGCAUUUGUUGUUCCUCCAAAUCCUCAGCAGUAUCACAUAAUCCCAAAUCCAGCCGCAUCGCAACAGUUUCUACCUUAUGGGUUUGGUAACAUUCCAUUAAUGCCUCCUGGAGCACUUCCGCCACCGCCUGGAGUGUUACCGCCGCAUAUGAUGAGUAAUAAUAAUCAACCAAACUCAGCUCAGCAACAAUCGCAACAAGGUCAGAGUUUUCAGCCACCGGGUAUGAUGUAUUUUGGACCUCCACACCAUUCUUAAGGUUAGUAAAAAACAAACCAAAAAAUCCAACUAGUUCUAGUUUUAGAUAGUUCCUGACCCACUUUUUUUAUUUGAAUGUAAUGCAUUGUAGAAAAUGGAAACGAGAUCUUUUUUCUUACAAAUCUUUGUAACUUGAGCUGUUUAGUCAAUUUUCUUCUUUGUAACAUAGUACUUCUAUUGUAUCUGCGUU